This is a messenger RNA of Fusarium oxysporum Fo47, 1190 nucleotides long. Its product is annotated as DUF4202 domain-containing protein. The transcript is spliced from 2 exons. NCBI's taxonomy places the organism in Eukaryota, Fungi, Ascomycota, Sordariomycetes, Hypocreales, Nectriaceae. The record is from RefSeq and is a predicted model, not a curated record. The coding region runs from base 157 to 783 and encodes 208 amino acids.
CACCAUUCGAGGCUUAUCAUGUACAUCACACACAGUUCAAAGAUAUCCAGACAUUCUCAGCACUCAUUCUUUUCUGCCCGCUAAUAGCUCAUAGUGGCCAGGAUAGCAUCCGAGUAGACAAUUAGACAGUGUCAGACCAUCAAAAACGACCUCACAAUGACCGACCAUCUCCCUGCCCUCCCUGCCGAGUACGCCCGAGGCCUUGAGCUCAUCGACGCUGCUCAUGCCCAAGACUCAAGGACAGUCGAAGCCCCUGAUGGAACUACGAUCCCAUUCGAGCUCAACUACGCCCAAAAGAUGACCAAGUGGCUCGCCCGUCGAUGCCCUGACGCCAGCCCCGUUCUCCAGCUCGCCUGUCGAGCACAACACUUCCGAAGAUGGGAGAUCCCUCGAAGCAGCUACCCAAUGACUCGUCCCGGCUACUUGACUUGGAGAGCAAAGCUCAAGGCUCAAGCCGCCGCUCAAGUUGCUGAGCUCCUCGCUUCUCCAGAGAUUCAACCCCCCAUCCCCGAGGAGGACCGCGCUCGAGUGGCUGCCCUGAUCCGCAAGGAGAACCUCAAGGCAGAUGAAGAGACACAGGUUCUUGAGGACACAGCAUGCCUAGUCUUUCUCGACGACCAAUUCGAUGACUUUGAGAAGAAGUCAGAUCUGGACGAGGCAAAGAUGAUAGGCAUCCUUCAGAAGACAUGGGGCAAGAUGGGAGAAAGGGGGCGGGAGCUAGCCCUCGAGAUGAACCACAGCGAUCGAGCCAAGGAGCUGAUAGGAAAGGCACUUGCUGGCUGAAAGAGUACAGUAAAGUACACUACAGUACACUACAGUACAAUACACUUCGGACAUGCACCUUGGCAGUUUACUCACUCGAGUUUGCCGAGACAAGACUUACGUACUAGCAUAUUUGGGACAGGCUACAUGUACUGUAUAUCCAGUUCGAGAUGUGACAGGCUUGCCAAGGAUCUAAAGAGAACCCGCAGUACUGCAUCCUCGGGAGAAGCCCAGUGACUCCUGUCACGAUCCUGCACGAACGAGAUCAAGCACACGAGCGGCGCAGAGACUUGCCAAGAUCCACUAGAUCCACGACGCACAGUAUCCGUACAAUUCCUAGAGCAUCAUAUCCCACCCUCCUUGCAUCGCAUUGGUUCAAGGGGGAGCCGAGCCUCACAUUGGUUCCGGAGUAUAUGUAUGUAUUGUAU